Nerophis lumbriciformis (worm pipefish) is the source of this 2175-nucleotide messenger RNA. Lineage: Eukaryota; Metazoa; Chordata; Actinopteri; Syngnathiformes; Syngnathidae. The record is from RefSeq and is a predicted model, not a curated record.
AUGGACGGCAUUGAGGCUCCUUUGGGCUCUUUCAGGAACCCGAUCAAGUUCAAGGAUCAGGACUUUCAGAGUCUCCUGGAGAAAUGUCUGAAGUCUGGUGAGAUGUUCUCUGAUCAAACCUUUCCGGCAGAGCAGAAGUCCAUUGGCAUGCUGGAAGAGGACGACCCGAAAAAGGCAAUCAAGUGGAAAAGACCUAAGGACAUCAGUGAGAAUGCAGUGUUUGUGGAGGGCACCACAGGCACGACUGACAUCUGCCAAGGUCAGCUAGGUAACUGCUGGCUGUUGGCGGCAUUGUCCUGCCUCACCAUGCACCCAAAACUCUUUGUCAAGGUGGUGCCGCCCAAACAAAGCAUGUCCACGUCUUACGUGGGCAUCUUCCAUUUCAGGUUCUGGCAGUAUGGUGAGUGGGUGGAGGUGGUUGUGGAUGACAGGCUGCCAGUACGAGAGGGCCGUCUGCUCUUCAGCUACUCUCACACCCGCAACGAGUACUGGAGUGCCCUGGUGGAGAAGGCCUAUGCCAAGUUAAUCGGAUCGUACAGCAGUCUGAGGGGUGGCAACAUUUCAGAGGGGAUGGAGGAUUUCACAGGCGGUAUCGCGUACUCAAUGCCUGUCUCCUCUCACACCCCUCGAGUCUUCUGGAGGUUAUUGACAGCUGCCCUUGCCCGAGGCAGCCUGCUCAGUUGCUUUAUUCAGGCCAACACCUACAAGGAGGUUGGAAAAGUAAAUGCAGAAGGGCUUAUAAAAGGUCACGCUUACGCCAUCACAGAAACAGACCAGGAAAGUAUCCUAAAUUCCAAAGUGAGGCAUGACUCAGAUGAGAUUUUGCUUCUAAGGUUGAGGAAUCCGUGGGGCUUUAUUGAAUACCGUGGACCCUGGAGUGACAAAGGCAAAGAGUGGGAUGCCGUUUCCAAAGUGGAGAAAGACAGACUUGAAAUGAAACGUAGAGAAGAUGGAGAGUUCUGGAUGAGUGCCGAUGAUUUUUGUCAGAAGUUUGAUUUUGUGGAGCUGUGCAGUAUCAACCCUGACAGUCUUGUUGAGGGAAACACAGUGAUGCCCCUCAGUUCUGCUGCUUCUUCUAAAUGGACCAUCAAUGAGCAUGAUGGAUUGUGGCUUAAAGGCAGCACUGCUGGCGGAAGCCGAAAAUACAACCGAUCCUUUUGGAAGAACCCUCAGUUUGAGCUAGUUCUCACAGAACAGGACCAGCCGGAUGAGGAAGACGAGGAGGACGAGGAGGACGGCGAAGAGGAGGACGCGGAGGAUGGGCUCAAUGAGAGCAAUAAGAGAGAGAAGCAGCUGGUGAAAGCCAAGAAGUGCACGGUGCUGGUUGAACUUCUACAGAAAGACCGCAGACGAAAGGACAAAGUCCACUUCCUCUACAUGGGCUUUCACAUUUACAAGGUCCCACCUGAGCUCCAUGGGAUGUGUCUGGAGCGCAACUUCUUCAUGAAAAAUCGUCCUGUUGGUCGUUCUGGGAAGUAUAAGGGUCAAAGAGCCGUGUGGAGAAAGAUGCACCUGGACCCGGGUCACUACGUCCUGGUGGCCUCCACCUACCGUCCCAACCAACCUGGAGAGUUCUUUGUCCGCAUUUUCUCCAAGACUGCCAACAGUUUGGGGACUCAGGACUUUACAUGCUCUUCAAGCUUUCUACCAGUGAUGGCUGCUCCGGUUGCCCCAGAUGAUAAAAUACGAGUUUUGAGGGCUUUUGAUGAGGAGGCUGGACCAGACGACAGGCUGAACCCAGAUGAACUGAUGAAGCUCUUUAACUCAGUCCUGGAGAAACAUUACCACCUGCCGCUAGAGACCUGCAGGCAGCUCAUUUUUGGAGAGGAUACCAAAGGACGAGCCAGUCUGAACCGUCAGCAAACAGAAACCAUGCUAACCCAGCUACGCCACUUGCAGGCCAUCUUUUUCCAGUUUGACGAGGACUCGUCUGGAACCAUGAGUCCUUUUGAACUAAGUGAAGCUCUGCAAGCUGUGGGGAUGAAGUGUGACAGUAAAGUAGUCCAGCUGUUAACAGAGCGCUUUGCCUCCGGAGAGCUUCAUCUGCCAUUUCAAGACUUUGUGGCCUGUGUCACCCGUUUACGAAAGCUUUUUGUGCUGUAUGAAUCAGAGAGCAGCCGCGAAGUGAAAGACAGAGGUGUCAAUGCUUGGCUCACUCGAUUCCUGCUGGUAUGA